AUGACAUGUCAGAGUUGUGUCAGAGGCUCAGAGCAAACCCAGACUUACUCGAUCCAUUCCAUAACAUGUCAACAACGAAAUGAGUUGAACGAACGGGCAAGAAGGCAAUGUUUGUUGUUUAUAGCGAAAUGAUCAGAUAAGCGAUCACCGUCCAUGAGAGAGUGGCAAUCGGGAGUGUCCAAGCGAUGGUCAAGAAGACGAGACAGUGGAUAAGACGAGAGUGCAGCGGUGCAGUAACGAAAGGAUCAGCGCUCGGGCGCUAGACGGCGGCGGCAUGACGGAGCGCGCGCGCGGCGCCGUGCGGUCCAGCGCGCGGCUGAGCGGCGGAGCGGCGGCGGGCGGCGCGGCCGGCGGCGCGGCCGGCGAGGGCGCGGCGCGGGCGGCCGCGCGCUCGGCCGAGGCGGCGGCGGCGGCGGCGCGGCGCCGGGCCCGCGCGGCCGAGCGCGCGCGCGAGGUGGAGGACAGCCCGCGGGAGCUGCGGGACAAGUGCCGCCGGCUGGCCCGCGCGCUCAGGGAUGCCAAGCAUCUUGUAGUGUACACGGGGGCGGGCAUCAGCACGGCGGCCGACAUCCCCGACUACCGCGGCCCGCACGGCGUGUGGACGCGGCUGCAGCGCGGCGAGAGCGUCGGGCGGGUGGAGGUGUCGCGCGCGCAGCCCACGCUGACGCACAUGGCGCUGACGGCGAUGUGGGCGCGCGGCUUGCUCAAGUUCGUGGUGUCGCAGAACUGCGACGGGCUGCACCUGCGGGCAGGCCUGCCGCGGCGCGCGCUGGCCGAGCUGCACGGGAACAUGUUCGCCGAGCGCUGCGCCGCGUGCCGCCGCGUGUACCUGCGCGCCUUCGACACCACGGAGCGCACGGCGCGGCACGCGCACGGCACGCGGCGCCUGUGCCACGCGUGCGGCGCCGAGCUGGCCGACACCAUCGUGCACUUCGGCGAGCGCGGCCGCGCCGCCUGGCCGCUCAACUGGGCCGGCGCGCUGCGCCACGCCGCCGCCGCCGACGUGGUGCUGUGCCUGGGCUCCAGCCUCAAGGUGCUGCGCCGCUACCCGCGCCUGUGGCGCAUGCAGCGCGCGCCGCACGCGCGCCCCGCGCUCUACAUCGUCAACCUGCAGUGGACGCCCAAGGACGCGGUGGCGGCGCUCAAGAUCAACGCGCGCUGCGACGCCGUCAUGGCGCAGGUGGCGCGGCGCCUGCGCCUGCGGGUGCCGCGCUACGAGCCGCGCCGCGACCCGCUGCUGGCGCACGCCGUGCCGCUGGCGCCGUCCGAGGAGCACACCACGCGGCGCCCGCUGCUGCGCGUGCCCUCCGCCAGCGACGACGACUCAGACUCGGACGACGAGCUGCCGCUGCGCCGCCUGGCCGAACGCAUCCGCGAGCCGCCACCUUCCCCCCCGCCCCAUCCGACAGAUUGCGUCCACGAGCUGCCGCUCCCGCUCCACCCCCCGCCACGCCUGGACGAGCGCAUACGCGAGCCGCCCCGCGUGCUAGAGCGCAUCUGCGAGCAGCCGCCCCCGCCCCCGCCCCGCCUGGCAGAGGGCACCCCCGAGCCGCCGCCCCCGCCCCCGCCGCCGGCCCCGGCUGCCCCCGCUCUGCCGCCUCCGCCGGAUCUACUCCACGCGUUUCAGGUGAACAUGCGGUCCGGCGACGCCACCAUCCUGCUGCGCGCGCAGCACGCGCCGUCGGCGCCGGGGCGGAGGCCCGCCAGCGAGCUGCGGCUGUUCCGCAUGCAGCGCCUGGCGCCGCGGCCCAACGGCCGGCCGCCGUCGGCGCUCGGCAACGGCCGCGUGCGCCCGCCCCGGGGACUGGCCCUCACCAACGGCCACGGCGAGUCGGUCGCCGAAUUCUUGUCGAAUCUUCGUCCGGAACCGGAGCCGAAGGUCAAGCGGGAGGACGGCGCGGAUAUCGACCCGGCGCCGGACCGCGAGGGCCGGCGCGGCGAUCUCGAGCCGCAGGGGGAGUCGAAACCCGAGGAGAAAACGGAGGGCGAGCCGGAACCCCCGGCCAAAUACGAGGGCGAGUCGAAAUGGAAGCGCGAAGCGGACGAGGAUCUACUCGCCAAACCGUCGUUCGCGACGAAAUCGGAGCGGGAGUCGCCGGCGGGCGUGGGCGCGGAGGCGGAGGGCGAGGCCAGCGCGCUGGCGGCCGCCAUCAUCGCGCGCGCCGUGCUGCUGUGCCGCGCCUCGCUGUACCCCGGCCUGCACACCAUCCUGGCGCCGCCGCCGCGCGCGCGCGCCGCCUGCGCCUGGUGCGCGCGCCACUGCGCCGCGCGCCGCUGCCUGUGGUACCCCCCGCCGCCGUCGCCCCCGCCGCCCCGCGCCGCCCGCGCCUGCGCCUGCUGCGCCGGGCCCGCGCCCGCGCCCGCCGGCGCCGGCGGCGGCGACGACACGGGCGGCUGGUACGGCAAGGGCUACCGCAAGGGCCGGCGCCGGCGCCGGUAGCGACGACCGCGCCGGCGCCUGGGGCGCAUUCCGGUUGUGACCGCCGCUCGUCGCGGGUUCGCGUUCUUCCGUUGUUUGGGACUCGACAGACGUUUCACUGAACCGAAAGUAUAAUUCUAUUUAUUUGGCGAGAUUGUAAAACGAGGUAUCGAUUAUUAUUUGCGUUGUUUUCAGAAUUUUGAAUAAUGAAUCGAUGUGACUGAGAUAUGAACACGGUGCGACACUAGACGGCUCCAGACCGGCCGCGUCGUCGGCUCUGGACGAUAUUUUUCACGAAACUUACAUUUAUAUAUGUAUUUGGAUUCGAAACUUUUCGGUUCGAUAUGGCGAAUCUGAAAGGUGUGUGUGUGUGUUUAUAAAUUGGUAACUAAGAUAGGUAUAGGGUGGAAAGUUAAGUCGCGCCGGGAGGUGUCUCUGAACUUAUUUACUGAGAACGAGCUUAAACCGGUCAAAAGUACGUUUCGUAAGAAAAGUAGUGAGUGAUUUCUUUUGUUCACAUUGUUACAAUAUGUUCUGUAAAGUUGCGACUGACCAGUGAGCGGCAUGACUCCAUUCCGCAGUAUAAAUCAGACGAAAAAAGGCAGCCAGGAGGCGAGCCGCACGUCGCGGCCGCGGCGCCCCUCGGGCCUCGGCCUCGUGACGUCCGCCGCUACGUCACAAGCUGCCUACUGCGAUUAGAUAUUAUGUUAUUUUAAAAUAAGCGAUUAAAUAAGUUGAAGACAAG
Molecule: messenger RNA, 3164 nt
Organism: Pectinophora gossypiella (pink bollworm)
Lineage: Eukaryota; Metazoa; Arthropoda; Insecta; Lepidoptera; Gelechiidae
Gene: Sirt7
Exons: 4
Coding region: 275-2440 (721 amino acids)
Molecular function (GO): NAD+ binding
Source: RefSeq, a predicted model, not a curated record